AUGAUCCUCCUCGAUUACCACAACAUCCUCCUCUCCGCCCUCCUAACCGACCGCCUCCUCCCUCCCUCCACCUCCAACCCCAACAACUCCACCCCCCGUACGGCCUCCCUCGACCAAAUCAUCACCGACUUCGACGGCGUCCUCUUCCACCUCUCCACCCCCGAAUCCAAAUCAAAGAUCAUCGUCUCGAUCCGGAUCAAGUGUUGGGAGGAAUUGGUGGGGUAUGGUGUUGAUAAGGUGCUGGAGGAAGUUUAUGGACGAUGGGGGGUUGUUAAGGGACAAGUCGAGGAAGGAUGGGAUUGGAGUUUGGAGGUUGAUGUUGAGAAGGAGUAUGAAAACACCCCCCUCCUCAUCCACGAAAUCUCCCUCCUAAAACGCCAUGCCCUCUCCGCCCCUUUCGUCCACGCCUUCUCCAUCUCAUCCUCCCUCCCAAACCCCGCCGACUCCCCCGAUACCCCCGCCCCCAAACCCCAAGUCCUCCCCCUCCACUACCGCGACACCGAAGCAAUCUACCUCCUCCCCUCCCACGACCGCACAACAAUCAUCUUCUCUACCCACUUCCGCGAAGAAACCGACCGCGUCUUCGGGAAGGUUUUCUUACAGGAAUUCGUGGAUGCGAGGAGGCGGCCAGCAUUGCAGACGAGUCCGCAGGUGUUGUACACGACCGGUAAACCGCCGAGGGAUUUAGAGAGUAUUGGGUUGGGGGAGGAUGAGGGGAUGGGGUAUGUCACGUUUAUCCUCUUCCCACGACACACCUCCGCCAACCCCUCGACCAACCCUUCUCCCUCUCCCAUCGCCGACCUAACGCGCUCAGCACAGUGGGAAACGAUCUCCCAGAUCCAGUUGUUUAGGGAUUAUUUGCACUACCACAUCAAGUGCUCGAAGGCGUUUAUGCAUAGUCGGAUGCGUGCGAGGACUGGAGAGUGGUUGAAGGUUCUUAGGAGGGCGGCGGUUGAGAGAGAGGAUGUUGGGAGUCUUGGGGGGAGAGGGGAGGAGAGGAGAGGAAUGAGUGGGAGGUGGGUUGGGGGGCAGGUUCCUGUUACGGCGAGGGGGAAGUAG
This is a messenger RNA of Saitoella complicata NRRL Y-17804, 1059 nucleotides long. RefSeq names its product P34-Arc-domain-containing protein. The transcript is spliced from 2 exons. Gene Ontology annotation, molecular function: actin filament binding; structural constituent of cytoskeleton. The coding region runs from base 1 to 1059 and encodes 352 amino acids. The record is from RefSeq and is a predicted model, not a curated record. Gene Ontology annotation, biological process: Arp2/3 complex-mediated actin nucleation; actin filament polymerization. NCBI's taxonomy places the organism in Eukaryota, Fungi, Ascomycota, Saitoellomycetes, Saitoellales, Saitoellaceae. Gene Ontology annotation, cellular component: actin cytoskeleton; Arp2/3 protein complex.